Telopea speciosissima is the source of this 979-nucleotide messenger RNA. Its product is annotated as pyrroline-5-carboxylate reductase 1-like. The record is from RefSeq and is a predicted model, not a curated record. Lineage: Eukaryota; Viridiplantae; Streptophyta; Magnoliopsida; Proteales; Proteaceae. The transcript is spliced from 3 exons. Bases 34 to 711 code for a protein of 225 amino acids.
UCGAUUGGUGUUGGUGUUGGUGGAUCCAUCGAGAUGGGGAAUUGCCAGGCGGUAGAUACGGCGACCUUGGUUAUACAGCAUCCAAGUGGGAAAGUGGAGAGGUUUUAUUGGCCGUUGAGCGCCAGCGAAGUCAUGAGAACCAACCCAGGUCACUAUGUUGCUCUCGUCCUCACCCUCUGCCUCCCUCCCGACUCCACCACCUCCCACCCUAACCACAACAACACCACCAACAAGGACCACAAGGACAAGAAGGAGCAGCUUCAACAUCAUCAUCAUCAUCAGCAGCAGCAGCAGCCCCAAACCACCUCCACCACCAACAACGAAGUUCGCAUAACCCGCGUUAAAGUACUCCGCCCUACCGACACUCUCGUUCUCGGCCAAGCUUACCGCCUCGUCACUUCCGAAGAGGUUAUGAAAGGUUUGUGGGCCAGGAAGUAUGCAAAGAAGAAGAAGGACAACGCCACCACCACCACCACCACCGAAUCAACUGAUAAGCCGCCCAGGCUGAAACCAGAACAACAGCAGAUUUCCUCGGCAUCUGAGACUCAAUCAAUAAACUCCCACUUGGACAAUCCCAAUCAGGUUCAGGUGGCAAAACAAGAGAGACACCGACCAAGGACCCCCUCAGCACCUUCAGCUUCAACAAGAUCAAGACCAUGGCGCCCCUCAUUACAGAGCAUCUCCGAGAUGCCACAAGGUGAACGCAGAUGAUGGCACUUCAAAAUAUAUUCUCCCUCCAUCUCAAACGACUACGGCCAGCAACCAGAGCAAUGGACUGCCCUCAACCCAAACCUUGGAAAUAAGUACAGUACAUCUGUGUAGGUGGGUAAUGGGUAAGCAAGCCAAGUGAUCCGAAACUCCCACAUCUAAACUGACACAAUGAGUAUUACACAAACCCUUUGUAUAAAGAUGAGGAGCCUUGCCUUGCCAUCCAAAGUUGUAAUCACUACUUUUCCAGAAUGAAUUCUAGAUUUGCCUU